UUCGGCCUGAAUUCCUAUCUUUCCUUCAACCACUUUCGCUGUCCCUCCUCACAACCUCACAUCUCCCAGCUGGGCUCCGUCAAUCAGCCUGCGGUCUAGCAACCGCAAGAGCUCUUAUUCUCAGUGCCUCUUUCAUCAUGGCUCUCCGAGUGAACAUCCCUCCGGCCACCCGAAUCUGCCUCGUCAGUCUCCUUACCCUCUCCUUGCUGUACAACAUUGCCCGAUGGCGCCAAAUUGACACCACGGGGGGCACACCGACCGUCACCCCCAUCGUACCCUACCUUACGCUUGUUCCGUCAUAUCUCCUCUAUUACCCGUGGACGCUCGUGACUGCUACGUUUGUGGAGCGGAACAUCUUCACUGUUCUUCUGAACGCCGCCACCCUCUUUUACGGCGGGAAGUACCUGGAGCGGGCGUGGGGUUCACGAGAGUUUGCCAAGUUCAUCCUCACGAUCGCAGUGAUCCCUAAUGUGGUCAUCGUACCUAUCUAUCUCUUAGGUACUGCGAUGAGCGGCAGCGCCAGCAGCGGGUACGCCCCUUUCACCCCUCGCGAAUGCACCACAUCGUGCGCUUUCCCUGCUGACUUCCCGCCGUCCAGUGUCACGCAGAUCUGCGGCGGCAUCUCGAUUCAGGCGUCCUUCCUCGUCGCCUUUAAGCAGCUCGUCCCCGAACACACCGUCACCAUCUUCCAGGGCUUGGUGAAGAUGCGGGUGAAGCACUUCCCCGCCCUCUUCCUCCUCCUGAACACGAUCAGCGGUGUAGUCGUCGGCACCCGGGCCGCCGCGCUCCUUUCCUGGCUUGGUCUCGUGACGAGCUGGACCUACCUGCGAUUCUUCAAGCGCCAGCCCGACCUGACCGGCACCUCGACCGACGGACUGGGCAUCAGGGGUGACGCGAGCGAGACCUUCGCAUUCGCAUGCCUAUUCCCCGACCUCCUCCAGCCGCCCAUCGCUUUCUUCUCCGACCAGGUCUAUGCGCUCUUGGUUGCGGCGAGAGUCUGCACCCCCUUUUCCGAGGAGGACAUCGCAUCCGGCAAUCAGCAGGUCCUGGCCCGCGGCGAAGCCGGUCUUCCCAGCCUUCUUUCCAACCAGCGCGGGGGACGAGCCACGGCCAAGCGGGAGGAGGCCGAGCGACGACGCGCGCUGGCUCUCAAGGCCUUGGAUCAAAGACUCCAGGCUGCAGCAGCAGCGAGAGCGCCCCCAUUGACGUUGAAUCAGCCAGGCGCCGCCCAUAGUCAGACUCCGACCCCAACAGUAGCAGCAGGACAGGCGAUGCUGGGUGAAACUAGCUACACUCCGGACCACUCUUAA
Molecule: messenger RNA, 1310 nt
Organism: Aspergillus aculeatinus CBS 121060
Lineage: Eukaryota; Fungi; Ascomycota; Eurotiomycetes; Eurotiales; Aspergillaceae
Product: rhomboid family protein
Exons: 1
Coding region: 138-1310 (390 amino acids)
Biological process (GO): retrograde vesicle-mediated transport, Golgi to endoplasmic reticulum
Cellular component (GO): membrane; Golgi apparatus
Source: RefSeq, a predicted model, not a curated record